Messenger RNA from Austrofundulus limnaeus, 3339 nucleotides. It is a transcript of the gene notum2, whose product is annotated as notum pectinacetylesterase 2. The coding region runs from base 795 to 2315 and encodes 506 amino acids. The transcript is spliced from 12 exons. The record is from RefSeq and is a predicted model, not a curated record. Gene Ontology annotation, biological process: protein depalmitoleylation; negative regulation of canonical Wnt signaling pathway. NCBI's taxonomy places the organism in Eukaryota, Metazoa, Chordata, Actinopteri, Cyprinodontiformes, Rivulidae. Gene Ontology annotation, molecular function: palmitoleyl hydrolase activity.
GUUUAAUGUAAUUGUGGUUAUACUGUAAUUUUUACAAACAAAAAUAUGUAUUUCCUGAGAGUCAUAUUGAUUUUUUUUUAUAUUCAUUCUGAAUGCAUUUAUUUCCCUAGGCCUCUGAAAGUUGCAACAAAUUUCUAUAAUUGUCGUUUAGGAAAGAGAAAAAUCUUUAAACGCCUGCAGCCACAACCAAUGAAAGUUUCCACCACCUGUCAUGUUAAAGUGUUCACUGAAUUGUGGACAAUGCAUGAAAUUUCUGGUAUGACUCCUUCGUGUGUCGGAAAGUGUUCGAGGUGUGUGCUCCAAUGACCCCCGGGUCACAUACCAUGCAAAGCAGCGGUGCAUUUAUCCUGUCAAAGUAUAUUAAAAAAAACAACAACAACCGGUGAUCGCAGGAGGAGAAAACUAAAAUAAAAAAAKAAGAAGAUGAGAAAUGAUGGCAGCAAAAAGGGCUCAUUUUUUGGUCAGCUGGUGAAAUGCUUAGAGGUGGGCGUGUGCAGAAGCUGCAAAUGUGUUGAAGAGUAUGUUUGCUAUCUAUUCUCCUCGCCACUGUCCAUCCAGGACCUCCCCUCGUGGUGUUUCGUCAGCAGAUUAUCUCUCAGAAGCUGCUGGAGGAAAAAAAAAGAAAAACAAGAAAUCUGAUCCAAAUGGUGGCACUAUAAAGCUCAUCACUGAUUUCAUCAAAACUUAGACCAGACUUCAUCACUCAUCCUGAGUGACAUCCUUCUGCCCCUUUGAGCUUCUCCUUCUCUCCUCAGCAGCAGCACCACUUCUUCUACWGGUUCUUCUGGGAAGACAUGAACAUACUCGGCCAGAUUGCACUCUUCCUUUUGCUCGGAGGCAUCUGGGCUCAGAACAGUCGCAAUGCCAAAGYAGGUGGCAAGUCUUCGAAGAAAACCGGCGGGACCAAGGCAGGUGAUGCUGGCCAGCCCACCCCCGCUGCUGAUGUGACCCCUGGGAGCAGCAGGAGCACAGGAAGGCCAGCUGAGCAGGGGCAGGAGGGCGCUGCAGGAGCCCGCGCACCUGGACAACAGACGGACGACAUGAGGCUCCACUUCCUCCGGAACAUCCAAGUAACCUGCAACGAUGGGACGGCAGCUGGGUUCUACCUAAAGGAGUUCAGAGGAAGCCGCAGAUGGCUGUUAUUUCUGGAAGGAGGCUGGUGCUGCUACAGCAAAGAGACCUGUGAUUCCAGGUACCAAAAUAUCCCCCGACUCAUGAGCUCAGCGGGGUGGCCCCAGACUAAAACAGGAACUGGAUUAUUAUCUUCUCAAGCAGAGGAAAACCCACACUGGUAUAAUGCAAAUAUUGUCUUCAUCCCGUACUGUUCCAGUGAUGUAUGGAGUGGAACAGGACCUGCUCCAACCCCUGCUCCAAGGACACGGCAAGGCAGAGAGAAAGUGAAGGAGAGGAACACAAAUACAACUGAGUAUACAUUCAUGGGAUCCCUUAUUAUCCGUGAGGUCAUCAAAGAUCUCAUCCCUAAAGGAAUCAAGCAGGCCAAGGUUGUCCUGCUUUCUGGCACCAGCGCUGGUGGAACAGGUGUUUUGCUGAACAUCGAGCGGGUUGCCAGUCAGCUGGAGCAGCUCGGUGCCGAAGCUCAGGUCCGAGGUCUGGUGGAUUCUGGYUGGUUUCUGGAGAGUAAACAACAGAGAUCUCCAAACUGCCCCGAGACCGUCUCCUGCUCGCCUGAUGAUGCUAUCAAGCUAGGACUCAGGUUGUGGAACGGAGCGGUGCCUGAUAGAUGUCGGCAGCUUUAUAAGAGAGGGGAGGAAUGGCAGUGCUUCUUCGGUCACAGACUUUACUCGACUUUAACUUCUCCUCUGUUUAUUGUUCAGUGGCUGUUUGAUGAGGAGCAGCUGAGAGGAGAAAACAUCUACCUGGGGGGUCAAAGUUUGUCUGAGGAGCAGUGGCAGUACAUACAGAAUCUGGGCCUGGAGCUGAAAAACUCCYUGAGUGAUGUCACGGCUGUUUUUGCACCAUCUUGCCUUUCCCACACAGUUAUAACCAGAAGCAACUGGAUAAGUUUUCAAGUCAAAGGCACCAGUCUACCUCGAGCCCUUCACUGCUGGGACAGAAGUCUGGAGGCAACACGCAACAACAGAACCCCCGCCAAAGGCUGUCCUUUCCACCUGGUGGACACCUGCCAGUGGCCUCAGUGUAACCCCACCUGCCCGGCUCUGGUGGACCAGGCCACCCAGCAGGAGCUGACUUUGCUCCAGAUGCUGGUAGCCAUGGGCCUUGACCCCCAGAAGCUCGGCCUUGAUCCCCAGGGAGAGGCAGAUUCUCUGGUCAGCAUGGUCAGUAAUGGUGGCUAAAAUAAUCAUAAUAAUAAUAAUAAAAAACACAAGAAGUGGGAUCAGGAGAAUGAAUGGUGGGAGUAAACGUUUUGAAUAUUUAGUGUAACCAUAGGAAGUCUGUAGAAAUCUGGUUACUACAUGUUGUCCUGCUCAGCAUUCCAUUAUGCUCCACAUGUUCUGAGACUAGGCUGGUGGGUAUGUCACUGCAUCUGGGUUUGUUUGGUUUAGCGCGCCCUCUACUGGAAACCAGAGGAAAGAGCUUCAAGCUGAAGGAAUUCCUACACUCUGGACUGAGGAGCUUUGAGCCUAACCAGMUGGCUCGACAUAACCUGCAACACACUUUCAUCCGGAUCACUUUCAUUUCCAUCCACAUGAUAGUUGGGUUUUAAGGAGCGUCUGUUGUGCAAAAAUAUCAAAUGUAUAAACUUCUUAUUUAGAAAAGUGGCCAKUUACACAACAAAAGAUUUUAUUCAUUAAACAGUGAUUUAAAAUCAGCUGAUAUGAAACAACUAUGUUCUGUUUCUUAUAAUCCAGUAACAAAUCAUCAACACAUAAACAUCAGUCACUGUUACUUAUAUUUUGUGCACAAGGACACUGAUGAUUUUUGUGGCUUCGUUUUGUUUUUAGCUACUGAUAUGUUAACUUAUGUAUAUACGUUCUAUAAUAUCUAUACAUUUGUUUUAUUAUGCAUGCAGAACAAUAGUUUGACUAGUUAAUGACACAUUAUAUUUGCRGGCCAGCAAAGAAGGAUCACUGUUCCAUAUUUAGUUAUACAGUAUAAUCUGUGAGGGGGAAAGAGGACUGUCUUUGACAUGUGAAGUGUUUAAUUAAAAGAAAACAAACGCUGUGGUGAUUUACUGCUCAGAUUACUUUAWAGCCAUACAUCAUGUUAUUAAUAUUCUUGUCUGUAGCUUUUGUCAGACACUUUAUCCUGUCAUGUUGUGAUCGUCUGACGUUUUAAAAAUGAUUUUCAUUUAUGUCCGUUAGUAAACUUAGCUGAUGUACAUGUAAAAACAAUAAAUAAAAUUAUAAAACCUGGCAA